CUCAGAUUCCGGUGCUGACGUCAUGCACCUGAGGCGCAGCUCAGCAUCAUGCAUGCGAUAUCUAGCUUGCGCUGAUCAUUCUUCCGCAAACGAAGCUGCACCUUGAGGCUUGAUCGUUGUUCACCUUCCUUGAAGUUGAGCUGAUUGUAUCGCCAUCAUUUGGCGAAAGCCUUGAAGAAUUGGCUUUUAUCAGGAGCGUAGAAGCCGGCGCAAAGCAGAGACGCCGUUCCCUUCAUCAUUUCACAAUGGCUGCCAGGGACUUCAAGCUUGCAGACCAUCCUGCAAUCCCGAGGGGUAUCCCUCUGAUGCUGAUUGUCCUUGAUGGUUGGGGUGAACAGCCUGAUGGCGAGUACAAUGCCAUCUCAAAAGCCAGCACGCCGAUCAUGGACUCCCUGAAGAAGGGCCACCCAGAUUACUGGCGUCUCGUAAAGGCCCAUGGACCUGCAGUUGGCCUGCCCCUGGAGAGCGACAUGGGAAACAGUGAGGUUGGCCACAACGCCAUGGGGGCGGGGCGCAUCUACAAGCAGGGCGCAGGACUGGUCGACUCUGCGCUUGCAGAUGGGAGCAUGUUCACUGGUGGCUGGAAGCAGAUCCAGGAAACCAUUGAGAAGGGUUGCACACUCCACCUUUUGGGACUUCUCAGUGACGGUGGAGUGCACGCUCGGCUGGAUCAGGUCUGGGGCCUGCUCGGUGGCGCCAUCGAGCGCGGUGCCAAGAAGGUGCGCCUGCAUAUUCUCACGGACGGGCGUGACGUUGCGGACGGCUCGUCAUUUGAGUACGUCGAGAAGCUGGAGAAGUACAUUGAGGAGCUGAACAGCAAGGGCGCCGACGUCAAGAUCGCGUCCGGGGGCGGGCGCAUGCGCGUGACCAUGGACAGAUACGAGACCGACUGGGAGGUCGUGGAGCGCGGGUGGCAUGCGCACGUGCUGGGCGAGGCCCCCAACAAAUACACCACCGCUGCGGAGGCGCUCAAGGACCUGCGCGCCAAGGACCCCAAAGUGAACGACCAGUACUACCCCCCUUGGGUGGUGGUGGACGACGCGGGGAAGUCUGUGGGGACGAUCGAGGACGGAGACGCAGUCGUGAUCUGGAACUUCCGUGCUGAUCGUGUUGUCAUGAUUUCAAAGGCUUUCGAUUUCGAGGAUAAGGACUUUCCAUUUUUCGACAGGGUGCGCAGGCCGAAGGUGACGCUUGCGGGGAUGUUGGAGUAUGACGUGGAGAUCCAUCUGCCCUCGAUCCACCUUGUGGACCCCCCCCAGAUCGAGGGCACCUCCGGCGAGUACCUCGCCAAGAACCACGUCCGGUCAUAUGCCUGCAGUGAGACCGUCAAGUUCGGGCACAUGACGUUCUUCUGGAAUGGCAACCGGUCAGGCUACUUCGACGCCAAGUACGAAAAGUAUGUGGAGAUUCCGACGGACAAGGGCAUUCAGUUCAACGAGAAGCCGCCGAUGAAGGCGGCCGAGAUCGCGGAGGCAGCGGCCGCAGCAUUCAAGAGCGGGGAGUGGGACUUUGUGCGCGUCAACUUCCCCAACGCCGACAUGGUGGGCCACACCGGCGACAUGGAGGCCACUGUUGUGGGGUGCGAGGCCGCCGACAAGGGGGUCGAGGUGUUGCUGAAGGCCGUGGAGGACGCGGGCGGCAUCUACCUGGUGACGGCGGACCACGGCAACGCGGAGGAGAUGGUGAAGCACGACAAGGACGGCAAGCCCGUGCUCACCAAGGACGGCACCCCGCAGAAGCUCACCGCCCACACGUGUGCACCGGUCCCCGUUGCCAUUGGCGGGCCUGGGCUGCCCAAGAACAUCAAGCUUCGAAAGGACCUUCCGGGCGCGGGCCUCGCAAAUGUGGCGGCAACGUUCAUCAACCUUUGCGGUCUCGAGGCUCCCAGUGAUAUGGAGCCUACAUUGCUUGAAGUCGUUGAGCAAUAAUCUACUUACUGGCAACGGCGUAUCUAAAAAAACACCAUCUGCAAGAUCCUUAUUACGUUGGUUGCGAGCAGCGCAGGUAUCUGAGCAUACUGCAAAGAAAUGUUGGACCAGUAGCUGCUACUAAAAGUCAGUCAAGACGUCAUGUCCCAGCUUGUACAUUCUGCCUAGUACACGAUUAAUGAAAUCGUGCAAACGCCCCGAUGCUUUCAGAACUUUGAAGGUGUUCAAAGUCGACAUGGCACAUAUUGGAGGUUCACCAGCGAUGUUUGCUUCGGUCUGUUAGUGUAGGAGUCACCGGGCGCGCUGCUGUCACUCUCUAAACGUCAGCCGCUUAAGG
Molecule: messenger RNA, 2265 nt
Organism: Klebsormidium nitens
Lineage: Eukaryota; Viridiplantae; Streptophyta; Klebsormidiophyceae; Klebsormidiales; Klebsormidiaceae
Source: the annotation of a GenBank genome assembly